GGCAGCGUUACUGGUCCCGCCCCCAGCUGCACAAGGAAGUUUAUUUACCUGCGUUUUUCAGAGAUACAACCGAACAAACCUGGACUUGGACCAGAACCAGGACCAGAACCGGGACCUGGGACGGGUGGCGACGCUGGGACCAGAACCAGAACCUGAACCAGUACCGGUACCAGUACCAGUACCAGAACCAGUAUGCCCAGCAUGAGGGAUUCCCUGGACCGACUGACCCGGUUCUACCACCGCUACACAGAGUUUGUUCGGGGGAAUCCGGCUGCUGCUGCUCAGCUGGAGAGUGGAGCCCGGACGCUGAGCUACCUGCUGGCAGGCCGAUUCACCGACUCACACGAGGUUUCUGAGCUGGUCUACGCCGCCUCCAACCUGCUGGUUCUGUUCAACGACAGUCUCCUCCGUAAAGGCCUGAGAUGUUCAUCCCCUGUACCGUCCUCUCAGCAGAAACUGCUCACCUGGCUCUCCAUCCUGGAGUACCUGGAGGUUUUCCUGGAGGUCUGUUCCUGCAGGAUCUGGGGGGACGGAGGACGCUGGCUGGUGAUCGUCCUGGUGCAGGUCUGCAAGUUCGUGUUCCGGCUGGUUCUUCUUCUGGUCCACAAGUCCGGCCUCCAGACUUCUCCCCCCAUCAUGCCCCUGGACCGAGCUGCAGGAGACCCCGCAGAAGAAGGAGGUGGAGACGAGGGCGAUCAGCAGGACGACUCCUACGUGGGUCAAAGGUCAGGACGGACCAUCAGACCUCUGGGCAGCGGUCCAGGUCCGGGUCCAGGUCUGCAGGGGGCCCGGAUGUGGGGUCCCCCCCCCCAGAGGAAGACCAGGACCAGCAGGUCCAGGGAGACCCUGAACGGACCCCCCACCCCCCUGAACCUGCAGGAGACGCUGGCCGAGACCGUCUACAUCGCCCGCCCGCUGGUGCACCUCCUGGUUCUGGGUCUCUGUGGUUCCCGGUCCUGGAAACCCUGGCUGGUGUCGGGAGUUCUGGACCUGACCAGUGUUUCUCUGCUCAACGACUCCAAGUUCCAGAACCGGUAUGAACGGGUCGAGCUUCGGCGCCGGUCCUUCCUGCUGCUGUACUACCUGCUGAGGUCGCCCUUCUACGACCGCUACUCCAGGGAGAAGAUCCUGGUUCUGCUGCAGCUGCUGUCGGACCACGUCCCUGGAGUCGGACUGGUGGCCCGUCCUCUCAUGGAUUAUCUUCCCACAUGGCAGAAAAUUUACUUCUACAACUGGGGCUGACCCGGACUGGACCUGGACCUGAACCCGGACCCUCCCAGAACCCCCUGACCCGCUGGGCCCGGUUCCACCAGACUAACCCCCCCGACCUGCUGGUCCUGGAUCCCCCAGAACCCCCUGACCCGCUGGACCCGGUUCCACUAGACUAACCCCCCCCCCCCGACCUGCUGGUCCUGGAUCCCCCAGAACCCCCGACCCGGCAGCAGGAACAUCACCAGGAUCAGAACCAGAAUCCUCCAUGUGGGUCCGGUCCGGUCCAGACUCCCAGAAACCUCAACCCCGGUGGACGUGUCUCAUCAGAACCAGAAUCCUCCAUGUGGGUCCGGUUGGUCCAGACUCCCAGAAACCUCAAACCCGGUGGACGUGUCUCAUCAGAACCAGGCGGUUCUGGCCCGGUCGGUGGAGCUGCAGUCCUGGACCCGGUUCUGGUUCUUCAUUAACUGAUACCUUUAUUUUUGUAACUGACAAAUAAAUAAAUAAAUACUUUCAUCCCA
This is a messenger RNA of Cololabis saira (Pacific saury), 1733 nucleotides long. RefSeq names its product peroxisomal biogenesis factor 16 (gene pex16). The record is from RefSeq and is a predicted model, not a curated record. Gene Ontology annotation, biological process: peroxisome organization. The coding region runs from base 193 to 1242 and encodes 349 amino acids. The transcript has 13 exons. NCBI's taxonomy places the organism in Eukaryota, Metazoa, Chordata, Actinopteri, Beloniformes, Belonidae. Gene Ontology annotation, cellular component: peroxisomal membrane.